This is a messenger RNA of Lagopus muta (rock ptarmigan), 2168 nucleotides long. RefSeq names its product transmembrane protein 126A (gene TMEM126A). The transcript has 5 exons. The record is from RefSeq and is a predicted model, not a curated record. NCBI's taxonomy places the organism in Eukaryota, Metazoa, Chordata, Aves, Galliformes, Phasianidae. Gene Ontology annotation, biological process: mitochondrial respiratory chain complex I assembly. Gene Ontology annotation, cellular component: mitochondrion. The coding region runs from base 119 to 748 and encodes 209 amino acids.
GGCGUCUUGAAGCCGCCGCUCACGUGAUCGCGGGCAAGAUGGUGGCGGCCAUAGGGGGGGUAGUGGAGGUGGGAGGGCCUGCGGUGUGAGGACGGGGCCUGGCGGCGCGGACUUCAAAAUGACAGGAAGAGAAUUUCUUGAACUAGAUUCUCCACAGCGGAGACUAUAUUUGGAAAGAGUGAAGCGGGUGGAAAUCAUACACAAGUUGUUGAAUGAGCUUCCUAAAUCAGAUCAGAACCUUUGUAAUCAUGGAUCAUACUUCCUUGCAGGAAAUGCAAGCUUAUGUGGCUUAACAGCAAAUAAUUACUUCAGGAAGAUCUUAAAUGUCAGAAAGGCUGCCAUAAUAUCUGCUUUGCCAAUGGCUGUUAUUCCAUUUAUUUCAACAGUGGCAGUUUAUGAUGCUUUUCUGCGUGGCCCUCUAUUUUCAGGUGAGCUGGACUGCCAAGUCUGUGCCAUGGUCAGAGGAGGAUUAAUAGGUGCUGUUGUGGGUGGUCUCUACCCUAUUUUCAUGGCUAUCCCUGUGAAUGGAAGCCUUGCAGCCAGGUACUCUUCAUCUCCCUUGCCAGGGAAAGAGAACUUACUGCGCUUCUGGCUCUCAGUUUCUCAGCCUGUCUUUAGAAAGAUGAGAUUGGGUGUGCUUAUACAGGUUCUGACUGGAGCUUUUCUUGCCACUAAACAUCACGGAGUGUAUGUCAAAGUACUGGAGCAGAUGAAGCCCGGCAGGGAUCCUGAAGAGUUACAAGCCUGAAGUUGAACAACUUUCCAGUUUCCAUGGAUAAGAAAUUGUAAUAAACAAAGAAGUUGGUGCUUGCUGUCCUUCUUCUAAUAGAAAAUAAGUUAAGACUGUGUGCUGACAUUCUUUUCAACCCUGAACUUGAGUGUAAGUUAAGUUCUUCAUCGUGCCUGGCACAGAAUAUAUACCUUGAUAACAUCUCCAUAAAAAUAAGUGGUUUUCUUUGGAAAUGGGGAAAAAUAAGUAAUUUUUUUAUUGCGUGCUUACGGUUUGGCUGGUGGUGAUUCUGCAUUUACAGAUGUGCAAGUAAGUUUAUUAAAAAAAUUAAUAAUGUUACGAUAAUGCAGAUAACACUGAUAUUUAAAAACAAAUCAUGCAAUUUUUAUUUUUUUUUCCUUGAGAUUCCUGAAAAUCUGAGUACUUUCCUCCCUGAACUUCACUGAAGUAGAAUUCCUGUCACAGAUUUUGUUUGGGCUGUUACCUGGGUACAGCUAUAAGCUGCAGGGAGCACCAUGAUCACAGAGCAGGCAGGAGUGAUAUUCAUGUCAGAGCAUUCCCAGCACAUGCAUUGACACUGGGACCAAAAAAAGCCUAACUGGAACAAACUGUCCUCCAACCAGUUUGCCUUGAAAUUGGUCUUCUCCUGAAGCAAUGAACUACAUUGAGAGGCCUCAAAGGGCUGUUGCUGUGGUACCUCAGCAUCCUCUAGUUAGAAAUUAGUGGUUCAGAGUGCUUUCUUUGUGAGUCAGGCCUGUAUUCACCCUGACAGCUCUAUGUUCUAGAGGCUUGAUUUCCAGCUGGAGACCAGCAGCAAGCAGUGCUCUUCAAAGAGUCUGCAUUGGGAGCAGUGUUAACAUCUUUUUGAGUAAAGGCAAUAGGAUUUUCUACAGAAGCAAUCAUCUCAGUGUGCUGCGUGGUCUUCUUUGUAAAACCUACAUCAUUACUGAGCAGCAGCUACAUACAUUUUAUUUAAAUUCUACUAUCCCCAGAGAUGCAAACAGUAAUUUAUAUAUUAAGAAUUCAGCCCUAACUGGCUUUCUUAAAAAAUUCCAAGUUGGACACUGAUGAAGGUUGUAUUUUAGUUUCAUGUUUAUUUUAGUUUCCUUGUUAUAGCAGGACAAUCAUAGUAGGAAUCAUAGUGAGAAAGUCUCACUACCAUGCUAUUAUUUCUCUGUAACCAGGAGCAGUGGCCUUAUUUGUACAGGCAAAGCACAAAAUGACACUGCAGCUGCAACAGCUGUUACACAAAGUUGGUUUACUUUUGCUUAGCCUGAAGCAUUCCUAUGUUCUCACACUGACCUGCAGCUAAGGGGACACUUUGGCCAGCCUUACCUUCAUCAUCCUCCACUUUAGUGAUUCUCACAAAUAUUUUACUAGGCAGUGAACGAUGGUAUUUCCAAGAGUUGUAUCAUCAGACUUUAACUCACUGAACCAC